Messenger RNA from Alosa alosa (allis shad), 7328 nucleotides. It is a transcript of the gene sgsm1a, whose product is annotated as small G protein signaling modulator 1a. Lineage: Eukaryota; Metazoa; Chordata; Actinopteri; Clupeiformes; Clupeidae. The record is from RefSeq and is a predicted model, not a curated record. The transcript is spliced from 26 exons. Bases 320 to 5014 code for a protein of 1564 amino acids. Gene Ontology annotation, molecular function: GTPase activator activity.
AGACCCGUCAGCGCUUGCUUAGGACCGUCAAGAAGGAGGGAUAAGGUUUCAGUUGAAGGCCACGGGCACACUACAGUAAAUCAGCUUGACCUGAGGGAACCUGUGUGUAGUCUCUGGCCUUGGGCGGGUGUGCGGCUGUGUGUCGCGGAUUUAGAUGUCCUCCCUCUCGACUGGAGCUUUGCAUGUUUAUGGGUCUGAAAUGGAGCUGAGUUGCUUCAAUGCUGUAUGUGCUAGUUGCCGACAUGGAUAAAAGCACAUUAUUAGAAGAGAGAUCUUGGACAUCACACACAACAGAACACUAGCAAAGGUGAAGCAGAUCAUGGAGGAGGCUGUUACCAGGAAGUUUGUUCAUGAAGACAGUAGCCAUAUUGUGUCAUUCUGUGCUGCGGUGGAGGCGUGCGUCCUGCACGGGCUGAAGCGGCGGGCGGCCGGAUUCCUGCGCAGCAACAAGGUGGCGGCGCUCUUCACCAAGGUGGCCAAGAGCUUCGCCCCCGCCGAGGAGCUCUGCAGGAAGGCCCAGGAGAUGGAGCAGGUCAUCGACAGCAAGAGGAGUCAGACCUUGCCUCACCAGGACAGCACUCGCAAGCUGCCCAGGCUUCCUAGUCUGUCACCGCAGGGCUUCAAACACCUGUGGAUCCGCACCGCCCUCAUAGAGAAGGUGCUGGACAAAAUUGUACUCUACCUAGUGGAGAACAGCAGUAAGUUCUAUGAGAAGGAAGCAAUUAUGAUGGAUCCUGUGGAUGGCCACAUUCUUGCCUCUUUGUUAGUGGGGCCCUGCGCUCUGGAGUACACUAAGAUGAAGACAGCCGACCACUUCUGGACGGACCCGUCUGCGGACGAGCUGCUGCAGAGACACCGUAUCCACAGUGGUCACUGCCGCCAGGACUCGCCCACCAAGAGACCCGCCCUGUGUAUCCAGAAGAGGCAUUCUAGCAGCAGCAUCGAUGAGAGGCCCUCCCCCUCCCCCUCUGCCAGGGACUACGUGGAGUCUCUCCACCAGAACAACAGAGCCACGCUCCUGUUCGGCAAGAACAACGUGCUCGUACAGCCGAGAGAUGACAUGGAGGCUAUUCCAGGGUACCUCUCUCUCCACCAGACGGCCGAUGUCAUGACCCUGAAGUGGACACCCAAUCAGUUGAUGAACGGAUCAAUGGGAGAUCUGGAAUAUGAGCGGAGUGUUUACUGGGACUAUGCCAUGACUAUUCCUUUGGAGGAAAUUGUCUAUCUACACUGUCAUCAGCAAGUGGACAGUGGAGGCACGGUGGUGCUGGUGAGCCAGGACGGGAUCCAACGCCCCCCGCUGCGUUUCCCCAGGGGGGGUCACCUCCUGCAGUUCCUGUCCUGCCUGGAGAACGGCCUGCUGCCCCACGGCCAGCUGGACCCGCCACUCUGGUCCCAGAGAGGGAAGGGGAAGGUGUUCCCCAGGCUGAGGAAGAGGGGGGCUCAGGGAUCCUACGACUCCAUCUCGGAUAAAGAAGAAGAUGAGGCCACAGACUAUGUCUUCCGCAUCCUGUUUCCAAACAGCCAAUCAGAAUUUGCUCCACCUCCAGAGCUGAUGGACCAGGCAGCGUCCAUGUGGCAGCCCACUCCCAGGAAGUCCUCCUGCUCUUCCUGCUCCCAGGGCAGCUUCUCAGAGGGAGGGCCUCCCAACGGCUGCAACCAUGAGAGAGCUCCCCUUAAACUUCUCUGUGACAACAUGAAGUAUCAGAUCAUCUCCAGGGCUUUCUAUGGCUGGUUGGCCUACUGUCGCCACCUGUCCACCGUGCGCACCCACCUGUCAGCCCUGGUGAACCACGCCAUCGUGGACCCGGACGCCCCCUGUGAUGCGUAUGCUGGCCUCACCGCUGAUGUCUGGCAGAGCUUCCUACAAGACUGCAGUUCCUAUGAGGAGACAGAGCUGCUGCGGCUGGUGUACUAUGGAGGCGUGGAGCCCUCGCUGCGGAAGGAAGUGUGGCCUUUCCUCCUGGGACACUACCAGUUCGGCAUGUCUGUGGCCCAGAGGAAGGAGGUGGACGAGCAGGUGCGUCUGUGCUACGAGCAGACCAUGAGCGAGUGGCAGGGCUGCGAGGCCAUCGUGAAGCAGCGCGAGAGGGAGCAGCACGCUGCCGCGCUGGCCAAGUGCUCGUCCGGGGCCAGCAUAGACAGCACCUCCCAGAAGCUCCUGCACAGGGACUCCACGCUCAGCAAUGAGUCCUCCCAGAGCUGCAGCUCUGACAGACAGAGUAACGCACGACUCCAGAGUGACUCCAGUAGCAGCACUCAGUUCUUCACUGCCUCCCAGCCCUUCCCCUGGAGUAGCCUGCUUCCCUCUGGCUUGUUCUUUCAGGUGUUUGAGUCAGUGGAGGAGGUGGAGCAGAUCGAAACGGAGCCAAGGGUGGACGAGCCCAUCAAGCAGGUGCCCAAGGUGCCCAAUGGGGCGCUCCAGAAUGGCACCAGCUCGCCGGACUCGGGCCACCCAUCCUGCCGGAACUUCUCAGUGGCUUCGGCCCUCUCGGACUCGCUGAGUACAGAGGACAGCGGCGUGCAUGAGCCCAGCCCCAGAAGCACCAGUGCUGCCCAGCCAAUGGCCGCUUUGGCAACCCCGGGUUCCUCUGGAGGCGAAACCCAGCUGAGUGAAAGUGAAGAGCAAGUACAGGAAUCGCAGAGAGCAGCGAAGGGAAAGGAGACAGUAAAAGAAGAGAAGGAAGAAGCAGAUAUGACCUCAGACGAGGGGAAAGUGGUAGAAAUGGAGGACAGUGAUGCCAAAUCAAAAGAAACAAAGAAGGAAGAGGGGUCAAAGGUCAAAGAUAGUGCCAUGGAGAGGAAGGCUCUGGUGACAGAGGAGAGAAAAAUAGAAUCAGUCAAGGAAGAGGCUGAGGAACCAAAAGCUGUUGAAGAUAUAGAAUCUAUCAAAGAACAAGCAGUGGAACCAAAAGCUGUUGAAGAUAUCGAAUAUAUCAAAGAACAAGCAGAGGAACCAAAAGCUGUUGAAGAGAAAGAAUAUGUUAAAGAAGAGGUUGAGGAACCAAAUGCUGUUGAAGAGAAAGAAUCCCUCAAAGAAGAUGCUGAGAAACCAAAAGCUGUUGAAGAGCUCGCCAAACCUGCAGAGACAGAGAGGGAAAGAGAGAGAGAGGGAAGCAUGACGGCAGACACAGGAGCUGAAGUAACGGUGACAGAGACAGGUGAACACAAAGACCCAAUGGAGGCUACAGGAACAAUGGAUCUCAGCAGUGAGCAGGGGGAUGUUACAGUCGAGUCAAGGAUAAAAGAUGAAAGAACAUCAGAGUUAGAGAAAAACGCUCCAAUACAAGAGGAUGAGAUAUUGAUGACAGGAACAUCUACUGAAACUAAACAGGACAUGACAUUAGAGACAGCUAAUGAAACAGAAGAGGAUGUAUCCUCUGUAGCAGAGGACUUUGAAAUAAAAGAGGACAAAACAUCAGACACAGAAAAAGAAAUGAUAUCGGAGAGAGAGGAGACCUGUAUACCCAUCAAGACGGAGGCAGAGCCCUUAGAAAGUAAGUCUGUGGACACAGAGGUCACAGGAAUAAAAGAAGAUACACCACUUAUAACUGUGCCUAGAGAGGACGGUGAGCCUGUAGAGGUACGGGAGGCUAGCAAACUGACAACAAAGACUGCGGUUGAUGACACAGAGAAUAAGAUGCCGGCAGCACAAGACAAUGCAGACUCAAGGGGAGACAUGGCAACAAGCUGUGAGGCUAAAUCAGACAGCGAUGGAGAUGCCUCCAUUUUAAAAGAAGCCAUAGGAACACGGGAAGGUACAAUGUCAGAUUCACCAAAGUCAGACAGAGAAGAACAGGAAAUGACAUCAGGUGUGGUGACAGGCAAGCCAAAGGGGGCAGUCACAAAGGAGUCAUUGGGUGCAUGUGAUGAAAAGGCCAUAAGAGAAGAUGUGGAGGAAACAAAGGAUGCUGGGAUGUCAGAGAGCACACCCCCUCCUCUCGAAUUACCAGCCCCAGCAUCAGUGGCAAAGGCUGCAGCGUCCAGAGUGCUGGAGGUGGUCAGGAGUCGUCAGCCAGAGGUAGCCCCAGCUGCCCCAGACUCGGACGACUCUCCCACAGCCAUCGAGAUGGAGGACAUACCCAUGGCAAGGGUGCCCAAGGCGUCCUGGGAAGCCAAGCCCACGUCUGAAGGCACAGAGAACCAGGCAGAGGGGGGCGACGUGGUGGCCCUGGAGCUGAGAAUGGAGGAGGGCCGCCAGCACAGUCCAGAGGGCACAGCGUCAGCCCUGCGCGAGGAGCGGGAGAUGGAGAGUUUCUACCCCCCCUUUGACUCCCUCACUGUGUCAGCCGAGAAGACUGCGGCCACCUCUCCAGUGUCUUCCAUUGGAACUACUUACUCUCAAGAGCUUUUGGAUAUGUACACUCUCAAUCUUCACCGCAUUGAUAAGGAUGUCCAGCGAUGUGACAGGAAUUACUGGUACUUCACCCCAGCAAACCUUGAGAAACUCCGUAACAUCAUGUGCAGUUACAUUUGGCAGCACCUGGAGAUUGGAUAUGUGCAGGGUAUGUGUGACCUGCUUGCCCCACUGCUGGUCAUCCUGGACGACGAGGCGUUGGCCUACAGCUGUUUCACAGAGCUCAUGAAGAGGAUGAACCAGAACUUUCCACAUGGUGGGGCAAUGGACACUCACUUCGCCAACAUGAGAUCGCUGAUUCAGAUCCUGGACUCGGAGCUCUUUGAGCUCAUGCACCAGAAUGGAGAUUACACCCACUUCUACUUCUGCUACCGCUGGUUCCUGCUCGACUUCAAAAGAGAGCUGGUCUAUGAUGACGUGUUCUCUGUGUGGGAGACCAUCUGGGCGGCCAAGUACGUCUCGUCCAGCCACUUUGUGCUCUUCAUCGCCCUGGCUCUCGUGGAGAUCUACAGAGACAUCAUUCUGGAGAACAACAUGGACUUCACAGACAUCAUCAAGUUCUUCAAUGAAAUGGCGGAGCACCACAACAUCAAGCAGAUUCUGACUCUAGCAAGGGACCUGGUGUGCCAAGUCCAGACUCUUAUAGAAAACAAGUAACUCAGAGCCAGUAAUCUCUCUCUUUCUCUCUUUCCAACUCUCCCCUCUCUCUCUCUGUCUUUUAAAAGAAGCUUCCCACUGUCCCUUGCUGCAUCUCACAAACAGGAGUCUCUCAGACUUCUUAGGCCUUAAGCAAUGGAAACCUCACAAUGGAAGAACUGAAGUGUCCUCUUCUGUUUCUUCCAUGUACCUUAUAGUACCACUACAGCAUUUUCCUAGACAGUGUGAAACCCUCCAUCAUGGUUGACAAUUACAACUCACCAUUGCUCCCUGCUGACAGUCAUGAUUUUAGUAUUUUGGUCUAUGUUUUUGGAUGGUCUUUGGUGAUAAUGACGAUGAUGAUGAGGCUCAAUUAUUUGUGUUCUCUUUGAUAGAACAGCUCCAGUUAGGGUUCUGUGUCUACACUCUGUUGACACUCAGUGUUUGCAGGCAGUGGAUCCUCAGUGUUUGUGUGUGUGUGUCGUUGUGUAGGGGUUUAGAGCUUCUUUGAACAGUCUUUGUUUGUGCAUGUGUGUGUGUGUGCGUGAUCAACAUGCUAAAUGCAAGGUCAGUCAGUUUGUUAGGCAUCGGUUCGUUUUACUCUUCGCUUUGAUGUUCAACAGACAAUAGGUCAUAUCCUGUAUGUUUGCUCUGAAUUAAUGAUAUGACAAUGUCUGCAUACAGAUGGACAUCUAGAUACAGAGGACAUACAGAAGCUUGAUUCAUCACACAUCAAUUAUUUCACUCGUGUAUUCCAGAGGAAGUUUGGUAGAAUGCCAACUGCAUCAUCAGCAUCUUAAAUUUUACUGUAGACACACACACAAGUCAAUUUGCACAGUUCUACCUGCCAUAUAUCAUUAUUUACACUAUAGGAGCAGUGGGAGGCCAUCAGUUGGUUGGCCAGGAUUCAGUUCCCAAACUUGCCAUUAAGAGUCUGGGUUGCUUUGGAUAAGAGCGUCUGCUAAAUGCCAGUCACCUUGACCUUCACAUAUCAUACAUCAGCAGUAUAACAGAACAAUCUACCAAAUCCAACACAAUAAGCAUACAUACAUACAUGUCUUUCAGAAGAAUUCCCUUGCAUAUAUCUGUGCCAUUGUAUCUUUUUUAGACUUAAUGCCAUUCAAAGGAAAGAAACAGUCAGUUAAAGGUGCUGGUAUUGCACCUACGUCUGUGGAUCAGGGAAGAAAAUGUCCAAAGGAAUUGUGUAUAAGUUGAAACCACAUCAACGUACUCCAUUGUAUGUGCCUAUUUCAAAUAUAUCUCUGAACAGAUGUCCACUGUAAGUGUGUGUGUGUGUGUGUGUGUGUGUGUGCUAGGGAUUGAAUGUGUAUCUGUGUAUGUGUGUGUAAGUUCAAGGGAGUGCCAAAGUAGAGGUAAAUUAAAAAAAUAUAUAGUGCUUCAUUUAUAUAGAUAUAUUUAGUGUACAUCCAGAGAAAUAUAUAGUUACUUGGGUGAAAAAAGAAGCAAAAAUCCUGGCCAGUGCUUUCAUUUACUUUCAUUACUCUGUGAUGUAUUGUAUAUUAUGCAAACUGCAUUGCUCACAGAUGAUCUGGUAGCGGCUCCUCUAGUACUCCUCUAGUCUUUUCUGCCUAGAUCCUUUGUAUGAGACUCCCCAAAUGCGAAUGCUGUCAAAGGGGCAUUUCUAAAAUCUUAGCUUUAUAUUGUAUACCCUUUCAGCUUUCUAUUUUUACUAUACUGCUGAGUACAAUGCUUCGUGGAGAAUAAUUAUUAACCUGUUUGGAAACACACUACUGAACAUGUGAUUGUGUGUAUGUGUACGUGUGUGUGUUUAUGUUGCACACUCCAGAACACCAGCCAUGAUAACAUACAUCACAGGUAUAAUUCUAUGGACCAUUCGUCUUAUUCAGGUGGGGGCCAUUGUAAACCAAAACGAGGCUACAGGGUACACAAACCAUAGGAUUGUUGUGUUCUAUGCAUUUGCCAGUAGGUGGCAAAAAUGCAUUAAUGAUGUAGUCAGUGUACCCUGUAGCCUCGCUUUGGUUUACACAAUGGCCGCCGCAUAAAUAUGGCGAAUUCCACCCUACAGUAUGUCUCAGAGCUUGAAAUGUCACUGGUUCUACAGUCAUUGCUUAAUCUUUGGGUGUAGAUGUCAGGCAAUGAAUAUUGAUUGUUCUUUGUGAUAGCAAGCUGCUACAUGUUACCAUAGUGAGAGAGAAAAAAAUAUUUGUACAUUGUGUCUUUUAAUUUAUAAUUUAUUUAUUUACAUGCUUAUUUAUUUAUUUAUUUGUUUGUUUCUGCUUUUGUAUGUAAAGCUAUAUUUGUUAUAUUGUGGUUGAUUAUUGAUAUAUCACAGUCAGAUCCUAUAUAUCUUAAU